This is a messenger RNA of Mytilus trossulus (common blue mussel), 5994 nucleotides long. Its product is annotated as wings apart-like protein homolog. The transcript is spliced from 17 exons. NCBI's taxonomy places the organism in Eukaryota, Metazoa, Mollusca, Bivalvia, Mytilida, Mytilidae. The coding region runs from base 132 to 3758 and encodes 1208 amino acids. The record is from RefSeq and is a predicted model, not a curated record.
CGAAAGACAAGUGCGAUGAGAGUGCGCCUGCGUACAACUGUUAUUGUUAGAAUUUUCAAAAUGGCGCUGUACAGGCGAUAGCUGCCGAUUGUGUUUGUAUAUCAUGCAGAUUUGUUUUUAACAGAUACAACAUGGCUACCAAAUCUGCUGUUAAAACAUAUGGGAAGGCCAACAGAGAAGCUGCUCAGAGUAAAGCAUUUGAUGAUGCUCUUAAACCAAAUUCAGCAGCGAACAGGUCAACAUCACAGACAAAGUGGGGCAAGACUUCAUUCAGUCGUUUAAGAGAAGAUGAUCCAUUUGAAGUCACAUGUAAAAAAGUCAAAAUAGAGACAGAAUCUGCAGAUCCUUUCUCUUUUGAUUUUGAAGAUGGUGAGACAGUGAAAAAAGAAGUUGUUCAGGCCCCUGUUUUACCACCCCCUCCAACUUCAAACUCAGGGAGUGGAUUAGGACGUCCUGCUAUCCCUAAUCUAAAGGUAUCACAUAAAGGACAAGAACAUAUUGUAGAUAAUUCUGAGAAUGUAGAGGAAAGAACAGAGGAAGAGGAAGAUGAAAUUCCUUUGUCUAACUUUUCUAGACGACCUGUACGUACAUAUUCACGUAGGAAAAAAGGGGGCGAUGAUGACCAAGAAUCAGGUGAUCAGUCUGUGGCAGUUACCAAAAAAGAAAAUACAGUUCAAGGAAGGCCACAGAGAAGAGAUGUGUUUUCUGAUUCUCCAGAAAGAGAAAUAGAGGACCCAUUUGCAGACCAAAAUAGUAAAAAGAAAACUACAGGAACAUACACAAGGCGUAAAGAAGGUAAUGUUCCCAGAAUGAUCACUAGUAAAACUCAUGUUUUACAUUCGGAAGAAGACAGUGAAGAAGGGUUAACUGUCCUUAACUUCAGAAGUCAUUACAUGGAUCCUGCUGUUUAUAGUCAGUUCAAGUACACCCCACAUAAUGAUGACCCAGUAGGAAGACUCAAUAACAGUAAAGUUCUACAAAAAUCAGAAAUCAAACAUGGCAAGGGUUCCACAGUCAUUGUGGUUUGUUCCCCAAAGGUUCCGCCUGUUCCAGGACUGAAAAGUUAUCUGAAAGAAAAGCCUAGAGGCCCAAAAGCCAGUCAGGAAGAUCCUCAGUCCAGCUUCAAUCAGGUAUCAAACUUGGCUGAGGCAGCAAUUUUGGCAAAACAAGAGAUACAGACCCUGAAUAAAAAUACUAACUCAGCGUUUGACUUGACAGAAGAAAAUUCUGAUAACUUUACUUCAGCCGCCCCUGUUCCUCCUAGGUCCUUCAGCAGGAAGACAAAAUCAUCUUCAGGUUCAGGGGGUUCAGCUGUAAGAGUCAAUAGAAUAUUUAAAAGUAAAAAUAGAAACCUUCCUGAAGAAGAAAUCAAGCGGGAAGAUUCACCAGUUAAGGAAGAGACACCACCCCCACCAUUACAGAACGAAGUUAUAGCAGAAAUUGAAAACAAAGUUAUAGCAGAAAUUGAAAACAUUCAGCAAAAUCCUGCUGAGAAUUCAUUUGGUUUUGAUGAUGGUGAAGAGUCUGAAAUGCCUGAUAUUGUAGGCCAACAAGCUGAAAGUAUGGAAACCUCACAGGAACCUAUCCCAAUACAGAGUUCUCAGGAGUCUCAAGAAACUUGUGACAGUCCAAUGGAAGAUCUGAGUAGUUCACAAGAUAUCAUGUCCAGUAGUCAGGGAUCUUUAGAUAGUUCACAAGACUCAGCUAAAUCCAAGGAACCAGUCAAGGUGAAGAAAAUAUUCCGAUCCAAGAAUGCAAGAGUGGCAGAACUUCAGAAAAAGCCAACACUUCAAAAGUCUCCAUCAAAGGCUGUGUAUAAUGUGAGGUCCACAUGGCAGGCAGACAUAGAUGAAGAGGAGCGGGUAACAACACAAAAAAAUAAAAAGCGUGAGGCUGAUGGACCACCAAAGCUUACACCAGCACCUCCGAGUAAAACAGCUAAGAAGCCAACAUCAUCAAGAGAGGGUUCCCCUGCGGAGAUGCCACACCUAGUCCGAGCUGUACACUGGGGCAACAGAGAUGGUGAUGAUGCUUACACCUCUGUUCAUGUACAUAAAGAACACAAAGAGCUUUAUACUGUUGUAAAGAAUGUGAAAGAAGCUCAUGAAGUCCAGGAACAUGGAGAAACACAAGAGUUUGCUGAUGAUAUUGAAUAUUUGUUAGCAGGUUUAAAAGAAGGAGAACCUAUGUCUACAAGAUGUCUAAGCUGUAUUGGACUAGCCCAGAAGUGUAUAUCUGCAUCAUUUAGAAUGCAUCUGAGAGCCCAUGGUACUGUGACUGUUAUAUUUGGUAGUCUACAGGAUGCUGGGUCUGACCCUAGUUUAGCCUUAUGUACAGCUUUGAUGAUGUUUAUGUUGAGUCGAGACAGAUUAAAUAUGGAUCUCGACAAGUCUAGUCUCAAUCUUAUGUUGAGACUUAUGGAGGUCGAUAACCAGAACAAUGAUGGAGGAAUGACCGCUGCAGGGAAACGAGCCCUCAACAGAAAUAUUGAACGUGCUAAGGAAGUUUAUUUCCAGUUACAGAAGGAAGAAGGGAAAGAAAACCAAACUGAUCUGGAAAGUGUUUCUACUGGUAACCUUGCAAUGGAGUCGUUACUAAGUCUGACAUCUAGGGGAGCUGGUGAAUGGUUUAAGGAAGAGUUAAGAACACUUGGUGCUUUAGAUCAUAUAGUUGAUACAGUUUGUUCCUGUAUUCAGGCCAUAGGAGAUGAUACAACUUUACUGUAUGAUAGCACUCUAGAAAACAUCAAGAAAACAGACAGAUGUUUACGUGUAUUGGAAAAUGUGAUAUUUGUGAACACAGAGAAUCAGACAUAUUUAAUGUCAUACAAAUCAGGAAUUAUUGGUUCAUCUUGUUGCAGAGCACUAGAAAUCUGUCAGAAGUUUUUACCCAUUUAUCCAUUACCAGAUGGACCAAAGCUAGACAAGGAGUCCUAUGGAUAUGUUGUAUAUAAAAGUAUACUAGCAAUCCUCUCAGUGCUACUCAAUCUAACUCAUGAAAAUGAAUUUGCCUGUACAAAAGUUGGAGAGCAAGAGGACUUCAUAAGUACAGUAUUAACAGCCAUCUUACAGACUCCACAGUAUGUCCCACAAGAUCUCAGAUAUGAUAUCCUUAUACUUUCUCUUGGUUUAUUGAUAAAUUUGGUGGAACACUGUGGUGUAAACAGAAGAAAAGUCCUGGAUUCAAAGACCCAUAGAUCUUUUGAAUUUGACUGUCUUGGCAAUAAAAACACAGUUCCUGCAGCAAAGGCUCUGGUUGAGGUAUUCUGUAAGAGAUUUGAAACAGCAAAGACAAUGGACGAACAAGAUUUCUCCCAAGAGUCGACAACACCUCAACACUCUCCUAACAAGUCUGGUGAAUGGAAGGAGUCAGAGUCGGGAGUAGAAUGGAUAGUUAACUCAGCAAAGAAAAAUAAAAGUGACCAGAAAGCAAAUGGUGAUGUAGAGGAGAGACUAAAACCUGGCAGCAAAGAAGAGGAUUUGGCUGACGAAGAAACGUUUGCUAAAGCACUACAAAAAGCUGGCAAGCAUAUGGAAAACAGCAUAGUAGCAUCGUACAUAGCUUUAUUACUGGGUUGUGUAAUACAAGAUAACACUGUGUUUGUUAAUCAAGUGAAGGAACAUCUACCAUCUGGUAAUUUUGAUGAUAUGAUAAUGAUACUGAAGAAGUUUUUAUCCUUUAUGAGUCUAACGACUGCUGUUGGAAGUUCAGGAGGGAAAUCCAUAGGUCAUGUGAUAGAAGUUCUGGAGAGCUGCUAACAUUUGUGUAGAUGGUGUCACAGAUAAUGGACCAACAAGCAGUUUAUUACAUGCCAUACAAAGGCAUUCCUAUUAAACUACAAACAUUUUUUUCUGAAGGAUUUAUUGUUUUUUUUUAAUUUUCUGAGAGAAAUAUGCAUUUUAGAAUUGAUCAGAUGUAUAUCUGAUGAAUCCCAGUUAUGAUAGAUAUUGUUAAUAGGUGGUUUUACACAAAAAUGACGUUUGAUGAAAUUUUUAUAUUUUGAUAGAUCUGGAAAGUCGUAUGAAUUUUAUUAAAACAUUCAUCACAAACAUUAGCAAGUCACACAUGGUAAAUUAUUCCUCAUAAAUCACACAUUUAGCAUGUAAAAUAACACACAAUAUGUCAUAUGUUUUUAUAUAACAUUUUUUAUGUGAGAGAUGGAGUGUGCAAACAACAUUGUUUAUUGUUUUUGUUGUUGAAAUCGGGUUUGUCACAAAAAUUCAUGUAUCAUAAUUUUUCUUAUGUUGUUUGUUUAUCUGUGUAAAUAUUUGUUUUCUUGUAAAUAUUAAUUUUGUAAUCAUUUCAUUACUUGGUUCAAGAAGGAAUUAACAUAUAUAUGCUUAUCAUUUUGAUAUAUAUCUGGCAUAAUUCUGCUGUUUUAGACAUGUGACUUUUUUCAUUUGUAGUAAGUAGUAUAACAUAAAAAAUAAUUUGAGGUAGUACUAUUAUACUUAGUUCCAAUGCUUUUUAUUAUGGUUUAAGUACAUAUUUGUGCUUAAUAUAAGAUCAUAGAUGCAUAAAUCAAUUCUGAUUGUUCUGGGUAAAUGUAUGUUGCAACACUAAAGCUAUUCGAAUAUACGAAAGUAGUUCCUUAAACAUUCAGUAAGAUACCUAAGCCCUGGCUUAUGAUACAGUAAUAUGUCUGUUAUCACUUUAUUGCCAUCAGAAUAACACUUUAGACUGGGAUUCUUUCAUUAUCUUAUCAAAGUCUUGAAUUGUAGAGUUUUAAAAUGAGAAUGUUUGUCACAUGCUUUGCAAUGCAGAUGAAUAUAAUUAUUCAAAUUUGACGCAAUAGUGCCUUGGUUUCUUACAACACUUUUUUUCCAAAUUAAAAAAAAAAAAUAAUGGAAAAGGUUUAUCUCUUAUCAAACUUCAAUGGUUCAUUUUCAUAAACAUAAGAAAUCAUUAUUAGCGGUGGGGACUUCUAUCCUUUAGAGCACAUGAUAAAAUGAUAAUAGUUUACAAAGGCCCUUGCAUAUUAAUGAUGUAAUGAAAUACACAAAUGUUUACUUUUGGAGUGUUAUUGUUGUGUAAAUAGUCUGCUUACUUAAUUAUGUACAAAUUCCAAAUGAAAUAGUUUGAUUUGAAUAAAUGAAAUAAUGAUUAUUACAUUAAAUGUAUGAGGUAUCACGGAUGACAAUUUGAAAAGAUGGUCUCAGGAAAAGAAACCAUGCAAAUGCUCUACUCAGUUGCACAUCCAUUUAAAUAAACAUAAUGCAUAUUACAAAAAUAUAUCAAAUAUUCUCCUGAUUGCAUGUAUCGUUCAAUUGAGUAUGCAUCCUUGUGAUGAUAUUUUGUUUUGGAAUAAUUGAAAAGUUUGUUUAAUUUGUAAGGCAUAAUUAGGAAUGUAUCUUUAUUAUUGUCAUGCCAAAUGAAGACUUAAGACUGAGCUUGAAUAAAGUUUACUUUAAUACAUAAAUGUAAAAUGAAUUAAGUGGAUGAGUAUGAAGGCAUGCUGGUCAUGGCGUUUUAUCACAUUGUUGUUACAAAAACAUUUAUAUCCAUAUGACAGCCAGUGAAGUAUACCUUUCAGGAGGUAACCAUGAUCAUUUGAUUUUUAAUUGUUUAUGUUUAAUAGAAACAGCUUGAAAUUUUAUUGUGCAAUAGUUAUCAUUAAAAAUGAAAUGUUUGCUUAUUUCAAAACUAUGAAUAGAAUACAUUCUUAAAUUUUUUUUUGGUGUUAUAAGGCAUUUUUUAAAGCAAACGUUAUUUGUUAAAGUUAAUAGGGCAGCAUAACAUUUCUGGCAGGGUUGAAAUGAUAACCUAUUAAAUGUGUGAAAUAGAACAAAUUCAGCUUCUCAUACAAUAACUUUAUAAUUGAUUAUUGUUAAUUAUAUAUCAAUGACUUUUAUAUGUGAUGUAUAGUAAAAAAGUGUGAGUUUAACUCCUCAAGAAUCAUGAAAUUUGUAUGCAAGAUUUUCCAUUGUGUAAAUGGUAAAUUUCAUCAUGUGUUAGGUUAACAUCAAUGAAAUUAAUAAAUAUGGAAAUACUAUG